Fusarium falciforme is the source of this 510-nucleotide messenger RNA. RefSeq lists its product as hypothetical. Bases 19 to 510 code for a protein of 163 amino acids. The record is from RefSeq and is a predicted model, not a curated record. Lineage: Eukaryota; Fungi; Ascomycota; Sordariomycetes; Hypocreales; Nectriaceae. The transcript has a single exon.
GAGAAUUACCAUCGUCUUAUGAUUGUUAUCACCAACAAGCUUACUAUCAACUUACGCUCUAAUCUCUUCACACUUACCUACUACUCAUCUCAAGCUACACCGAGUCUUGAGUUCUCUACCAACACUUGCAACAUGAGCGAAGUGUCGCAGGAGGAAGAUCUGAAAUCUACCAUGUUGAGCCAAUACUCCAUCGGCUCUCAACACGCUCAACCUCCCCUCACGAUGAUCACGAUUAGUGGAGAUAGACUUCCCAUCAAGGUCGUCGAUCCUUGUACCCCGACUGAGACAGAGGACAAGGAAAUGGAGUACGAGUAUGACGAGUUCCUGGUGCUCGACACGUAUAUCUGGGACGGGGAGAAGAAGCGCAACCGGGAUGUUUUGGCAUGGGCAAACACCCUGGGAUGCAACAGGUUCUGGACUCGAGAGCAGAAGAAGGGCUUCAAACAGACGGUCAAGGACCUGAAAAAGUUCAAGCCCAACCAACUCAGGGUCACGUCAGCUACAACGUGA